Messenger RNA from Coregonus clupeaformis (lake whitefish), 2848 nucleotides. RefSeq names its product heparan sulfate (glucosamine) 3-O-sulfotransferase 3B1b (gene hs3st3b1b). Gene Ontology annotation, molecular function: [heparan sulfate]-glucosamine 3-sulfotransferase activity. Lineage: Eukaryota; Metazoa; Chordata; Actinopteri; Salmoniformes; Salmonidae. The record is from RefSeq and is a predicted model, not a curated record. Bases 307 to 1509 code for a protein of 400 amino acids. The transcript has 2 exons.
AGGGUUGGCAACGGUGAUGCGUGUGGAGAGAGACCGCUGGUGUUUGGAGUAGCACCACUGAAGUGCACCAGUCGUUCGAAUCAAUUUCCGAAUUAUUUCCUGUGGCUCUGGUGAAUAACUAUUAUAGCAUGCAAUGACUUUGCACCCGUGGAUGCAUCAUCCGCUUUAGUUUAUUUGCUUGCUUUAUUAAUUUUUUCGUUUUAGGUGAAUGGCAUGUGCAUUUUGCGAGGCUACUUGAGGUGCCAUUGGGAGUGAGUGGUUUUGGCAAUAUGUGUCGCUGGAAUAUGGUAUGCAAUCGCAAGGCUUAUGGAAUAUAGCCUGGUUUGUCACAAUCUGUAUGCGAUCUCAUUCAGCCCGGUGAAAAAUAAACUCUUUCUGCUCGGCAUCAUGUUUUUACUCUGGGUAUAUAUGCUCUACUCCUGCGUGGGCUACUGUGCCACCAUGCCAAGUUUGGUCGUGGACAAUUACCGGGGAAAGGAGACAGGGUCCGUGGUCGGUAAAAGGAUAGAGAAUAACGGCAGAGUGGACCUCAUGUCCCGACUGCUCCCUAGACCCCAACCCUGGGUGGAUAUAGAAUCCGAUUAUGACGAACCCUCUGUCCGGACCUCCUCCAGAGACUUGCUCAAUAACGAUAUAGACGCGUACAGAGGAGCAGAGGACUGGGACGAGAUGAGGGGCGAGGGGCAGAGAGCUCCUGAGCCGGGUGCGAUGUCAAGUUUCUCCAACGGCUCAGGGAGCAAGAAGCUGCCGCAGGCGAUCAUCAUCGGGGUAAAGAAAGGAGGGACGCGCGCGCUGCUCGAGUUCCUCCGCGUGCAUCCAGACAUCAGAGCUGUGGGAGCGGAGCCGCACUUCUUCGACCGUAACUACGAGAAUGGACUGGAGUGGUACAGGGAGCUGAUGCCCAAGACCCUGGAGGGCCAGAUCACCAUGGAGAAGACCCCCAGCUACUUUGUGACCAGAGAGGCCCCGGCCCGGAUCUCCACCAUGUCCCGGGACACCAAGCUGAUUGUGGUGGUGAGGGACCCCGUCACCAGGGCCAUCUCUGACUACACGCAGACGCUGUCUAAGAACCCCGAUAUUCCCACCUUCGAGAGCCUGACCUUCAAAAACAGGACUACGGGGCUCAUCGACACGUCCUGGAGCGCCAUCCAGAUAGGCAUCUAUGCCAAGCACCUGGACAACUGGCUGCAGUACUUCCCCAUGGGUCAGAUCCUGUUUGUGAGUGGGGAGCGUCUGAUCAGCGACCCGGCCGGAGAGCUAGGCCGGGUGCAGGACUUCCUGGGGCUCAAGAGGAUCAUCACAGACAAACACUUCUACUUCAACCAGACCAAGGGCUUUCCCUGCCUCAAGAAGGCUGAGGGCAGCAGCAAGCCCCACUGCCUGGGCAAAACCAAAGGGCGGACCCACCCCAACAUUCACCCAGAAGUGGUGCAGAGGCUACGGGACUUCUACAGGCCUUUCAACAUGAAGUUCUACCAGAUGACAGGACAUAACUUUGGUUGGGAUUGAUGGAUGUGAAUUUGGGAGGACACAUUGUUUGUUAUUUUCUUCUCUGUAAUUCAAUGAAUGGCAAAAAAAGACAUGGGAGAUAUUGCUAUAUAUAUGUAAAAUGUACAGAAAUCUAUUUUAUAAUAAUUUAUUUUUAUUUCUAAGCAAUUAAUUCACUAAGCUGCCUAACCAUAUUGUACAUACAUAACAUCUGACCCACAUUUAGUUUGUAGUUUUUUUUUUUAACAUUCCACAUUUUAUUUUGUUUCUUUACUCUUCCCUUAAUGGUCCCUCAUGUCAACUCAAUAGAGUUAAAAUGGUCCCUCAUGUCAACUCAGUAGAGUUCAAAUGGUCCCUCAUGUCAACUCAGUAGAGCUAAAAUGGUCCCUCAUGUCAACUCAGUAGAGCUAAAAUGGUCCCUCGUCAACUCAGUAGAGCUAAAAUGCAGAUAAGUAAUAAUUGGUGACUGAAAUAAGAAUAGAAGGAUAUUGAUAAAGGCAUCGUUUUAAAGGUAUAGUGUUCACAGAACAGUGAUGAAAAACCCAUUCAUGUGCAUUCUGAUUUAAACAUUCAUAAUCACUUUCACGUUCAAUAGCCAUAAUCAAACCCUUCCCCCUCACAUUGCUCCUUGUCUAGUUACUCCUAUGAGUUUCUGUUCCAUCCAAGUAUUGUGCUUCAUAAUGUGGGUUACCCCUAUCCACAUCCCAUUAUUCUACUGUCCCUUUGGUCUAACCAGCUGAUCUCCUGCCCUGUCAUUGGCCUAACCAGAUGAUCUGAUGUCCCUUUCAUUCAAUAACAGGUGGAUCAAUUGGCCUAAUUGCUGCUCAUUGUGUCAGACAUGGUUAAAGGGUACGUCUGGCCUCCCUCUUGUAGGGCUCCUACAGCCUGUUCUAAUGAAUGGCCCAUCCACCAAAAGCCUAAAUCCUAUUUCUGACCACAUCACUUUGAUAGGGCUCCAUGUUGACAUGAUGCUAAUGGAAUAACGUUACUGAGGCCCAUCGAUUCAGGUCUCCUCUCCACUAUACUCCUCUCCACUAUACUCUUGCUCUCAUUACAAGACACUGUUGGCUCAGAGCCAAAGGUCAUACAAUUAAAUUUGCUCUGAGAGACUUUGAUUUGUUGAAGAGACAGAGGGGAGGAUGCUCUGGGUAAGAGGAGGACUGUAGUAUAGUCCUUGAAUGCAUCCCAAAUGGCACACUAAUUCCCUAUAUAGUGCACUGCUUUUGACCAGAGCCCUGUGACCCCUGGUCAAAAGUAAUGCAAUAUAAAGGGAAUAGGGUGCCAUUGGGGACACAGUAAAUACGCUUGGCCUGAGUUGAGCUAGGAGCUAGCAGUGGCAUAUACAUCUGUCUGAUACAGA